CACGUAUACAUGUAUGUAUGGAAUGUGUCGUGUUUACAUCAAUAAAUUUAAGAUGUAUACAUAAUGACUUACUAAAGGUGUAUCCUGUAUGCAUAGUGUUAAAAUUGCAAAAGGAUGGACCCUGAAAAAGAAGUACCCUGCACUUCCAUUCAAACAGAAAUUGAAACCGCAUCCGCCAUCACUCUACUAUCUCUUAAAAAAGAAAUUGACGCUCUCCGCGCGACGCUGAAUGACGAAGAGAAAAAGAAAGACUCUCUGAACGCUGAAAUAGAUAAACUGAGGGCCGAGCUUAUCGAGGAAAGAAACAGACGAAAACAUCUUGAAGAAACAAUCGCAAGUCAACAAACUGAUCUUGGCGUAGUAAAGGUAGCGAUAACAUCUCAAGAACAGGGCCUUAAAGCUAUUCAAAGUAAAAGAAACGAGGAAAGAGAAGAGUUGAACGUUUUAGAGAAGUCUGUAGAAAGUCUUAGAUUAUUUAGUGAGGUUAAUAAAAGUUCAGAUUCUAUUGAUCCUUUAGAACCAAGUGGCAAGGGACCCCAUAUUGCAUUCUUUGCGCGGGUUUCUCCAACAAUUGUUGGUAUCGCACCAUGGGCGACUAUUAUAUUUUCGAACGUUGAAACAAACGAAGGAGGGGCAUACAACAACGCUACUGGAGAAUUUGUUGCCCCCAAAGCUGGCUUGUAUGUCUUCUUCAGCACGAUCCUGGCUGGUUGGGGACUUAUUAUUGAAACAGUCCUACAGGUCAAUGGCAACAGCAAAAUGCUAAUAUACUCUGGCGGAUCCGCGCAAGCGUCUGGUAGCAAUAUGGCAGUACUCCUUCUCAAAGUUGGCGAUGUUGUUAAAAUGGUCAAACACGGACCUUGGGGCUCAAAACCGUUUACAAUACAUCACAACUGGAGCACAUUUUCUGGAUUUUUAUUGAAAGCAGACGAAAUAUGCAAAUGAGAUGUAUUACGUAGACCGUGACGUUACCCGUUUUAACGGUUAGCCACAAAAAAAAAUCAAAAUAUAUUUGAACGUUUACACUGCUUAAUUUCUUUAAAGUUAAUUUAGAAUAAUUUUGCUUAGUGCAAAUUCAUUUUUAUUCGAUUGUUUUGGAAGCUAUAAACUUAUUGAAACACACUCGAAUCCGUUUCUUGGACCAACCAGAACUAAGCAAUGAGUGCAAAGUUCUUUUCUCAUGGAAACAACGGCUUGCCUCUGACGGGGUGUGAUCCACGCGGCCUUAGAUUACUAGUCCGACACCUUUACCACGUAAAAUCACGUCAAAUCGCCGCGAUCAUUUGGUUUCAUGCUGUGUCGUUAUAAUACAUUGGAAGCCCGUGGUCCAUUGGUAGAAUGUGAGAGGUCAAAGCAACUAAAUAUUUUAAGUGUCUUUAUUAGUGUUUUAUUUUUCGCUCUAGAAACUAGCUGAGAUAUGCAAAGGAAAAGUAUGGUUGUGUUUAAAAACAUACAGAAAUGUACAUAAAUGAUAUAUUAAUGCAAGUUAGAAAGUCUAGCUAAGCCAUUUUUUUCUUGUUCAAACGCAAUAAUGAUAUAGUAAAAUACUUAUAGUAAAAUAUCUUGAUGGUUAAAGUGUUUACAAAAGUGCAAAAAUGCGAAGAUGGGGUGUGACACUAUAGAUUAAUAAUAAUAACAAAUCGGAUGGAGAAAUGUUCUAAUACUCGUAUAUGAAAAAUAAAUAUCUGAUAUUAUAUAGAAAAGAAUAAAAGUUAAUUAAAAA
Molecule: messenger RNA, 1723 nt
Organism: Ruditapes philippinarum (Manila clam)
Lineage: Eukaryota; Metazoa; Mollusca; Bivalvia; Venerida; Veneridae
Product: heavy metal-binding protein HIP-like
Exons: 2
Coding region: 115-945 (276 amino acids)
Molecular function (GO): protein binding
Source: RefSeq, a predicted model, not a curated record